Molecule: messenger RNA, 864 nt
Organism: Triticum dicoccoides
Lineage: Eukaryota; Viridiplantae; Streptophyta; Magnoliopsida; Poales; Poaceae
Product: BTB/POZ and MATH domain-containing protein 1-like
Exons: 2
Coding region: 1-864 (287 amino acids)
Biological process (GO): protein ubiquitination
Molecular function (GO): protein binding
Source: RefSeq, a predicted model, not a curated record
AUGAAGACGUGUAAGACGGUGUCUACAUGCACCCCAGUGGAGGAGGCUCAAGGUACGCAUGUGUUUGAUAUCUUGGGUUAUAGCAAGCACAAGGGCAUGGGCCAUGGCGUGGACGGCCGCAUACGCUCAGGGGUUUUCUCCGUCGGCGGCCACGACUGGGUGAUCUUCUUCUUCCCCGACGGGCACAGUGAGAUCGAGGGAUCCGCGUACCUUAGGGAUGAUUGCCUGACGAUCGAAUGCGUCGUCACUGUUUUCAACAAGCCACAUGUUACCCAAACAAAACCAUUCCCUAAAAUCGACAUGCCACCAGCUGACAUGGCUGAGCAUGUUAGCAAGUUGCUUGAAGAAAAGCAGGGAUUUGAUGUCAGCUUCAUCGUCGAAGGAGAGACCAUUGAAGCGCAUAGGUUUGUUCUCGCUAUGCGCUCGCCUGUUUUCAAAGCAGAGCUCUAUGGGUCGAUGCAGGAGGCGAGGCCGGGGCAAUGCAUAACCAUCAUGGACAUGCAACCUGAUGUUUUCAAGGCCCUACUCCAUUUCAUCUAUACGGACUGUUUGCCUAGCGGUGAGGAUACCGAGAUGGUCCGGCUUUUACUAGUGGCUGCGGACAGAUAUGCAAUGGACAGGCUCAAGCUGGUUUGCCAAAGCAUCUUGUGCGAGGAUCUGAACAAGGACACCGUGGCAAUCACAUUGGCUUUAGCUGACCAACAUAAUUGCCACCGGCUUAAGAAUGCUUGCCUUGAAUUUAUCGAAUUAUCAAAUUUCACGGAUGCUCUGGUGGCUACACGACGGUUAAAGGAUAUCAAGAAGACUUGCCCAUCUUUCAUAGUGGACGAAUUGGAGAAGAGAACAAAGCGUCGUAAAGCAUGA